CGGAACCCUUCAACUUUUUUCGAGUAGCCAAAAAAUCACGAGACGCGUUUGUCGUAUACUCAAUCACCUCGCGAUCCGGAGUUCUAUUUGUUUUUUCGCAAAAGACUAUAUUGGGAUAAAAGAGGCAAUUCCAUUCUUAUCCUAGUCCUCGUCUCUAAGAAUCCACUAUCGCAAAUAUCUGUCCAAUCCUAACCUCCUGAGGGGCGAGGGGCUCUCUCACCUUCCAUCAUCAUCGUCAUUCAGCCUGGCUUAUUGCAUACUUUUAGGCGGCAAACAUCACAAUAUCAUCUCGGAAUCGUCUGGAUUACUUACACCGUCGCGCUAGCUGACCGGGACAUUUGACUUAAUAUCCAUCUCAAAAUUGGAGAUAGAUUUAUUUUCUAAUAUAAUAGUACCGGUUGGCCACCGCAUAGAACGCACCUAUGGGGUCUGCAUUGAUGUUAAACGGGCAAGACCCGACUGCUCUUAAAGCAGAAACGGAAAAUCGACUGAAUACUUAUUUCCAAGUUGAUAGCGAAAGGCAGGCUUUCAUUCAUAAUAUGCUCAACAAAAUUGAGGCAGAUGCUAAGAAGAUUAAUGAACUUGAACUCGAUCUAGAUGACCAAAGGAAGUCCCGAGCUGAUUAUCAGUUCAAGGCCCGUAAUCUUGAGAGCGAGGUGCAGAGGAUAGCACUACAACUUAAUAAAGAUUCAUUUGUUGUUGUGCUAAUUGACGGCGACGGGGCUAAAUUUCAGGACCAAUUCUUGCGUGACCCUGAGUCCGGUGCGGAGAGGGCUGCCUUACAGCUCAAGCAUGCUGUUCGAGAGUACCUUAGAGAUUCAGGAGUCUCGCAAGAUGAUAUUCCUAUCCUGGUCAGGGUCUAUGCUAAUCUGAAUGACUUAUCUAAGUCGUUGCGCCUCUCGAGAAUUAUUGAAUAUGAUGAUGAUAUGCGUUUGUUUGCCGAACGCUUCACCAACAGUCGCGCUGACUUUGACUUCGUUAACGUCGGCAAAGGCAAAGAAAACGCCGACUCCAAGAUAAGACGUAUGCUUAAUCACUACUACAGAAAUCUGCAGUGCAAGAAGAUAUUCCUUGCUGGAUGCUGUCACGAUAAUGGUUAUCUACACGAUCUCCGGGACUAUACAGGAGCUAAGGAGGAAAGAUUGGUGCUUGUGGAGACUACGCCUGCAGAGCCAGCUUUUAGGACCCUUGGCUUUCCUAUCAUACGGUUUGACGAUGUUUUCCGGUCAGAGCCGUUAGGAAAUGAGACCAAACAUAGUUUUUCGACCAUGGCUCCUCCUCCAGGGUUUCGUUCUCCUAUUCAGCCUUCUGCUUUACCUGGCCCAAUUGCCCGACCUACGCAGGCUGUACAGAGAUCGACCACGACGACCGUAUCGCCUUCGGCGCAAGAACAAAGGCAAUCAUCUACCCCUGUCCCUAAUACUACUACACCCAUUUCUGUUAGCACACCGUCGUCAGUACAGCGCAAUUCGUCCCCCGAGCAGCAGCCAGGUGCUCCACCACGCGCUUCAAGUGUUAUCAGCUCCGGAAAUGGUGGUACUUCGAUUAGUUAUGCCACUGCUGGCGGAGUCAACGACCAUCAGAAUGUGACUGUUAAAGCGCCCAAGCCUAAGAAACAACCAAAAGUUAUAUAUUAUAACGCAGAUAAUUGGCGUAUCGACCCGCCAACUCAGCAUCCGCCCAGGACCCCUGCGCAAUCGACUUAUCAAGCUAAGUUUCAAUCUAUCAAACCUUCUGUUUUCUGCAACGACCAUUAUCUUAAGGGUCAUUGCAAAUGGGGUAUCAGCUGCGAUAAGACGCACGAUGCUGAAUUAACCGGCCCAGAGCUUGCCAUUCACCGUUACAAAGCUCGAACCAGCCUCUGUCCUGCUGGCCCUUACUGUGUCGACUAUGACUGCUAUCUUUCCCACCAUUGCCCCCGUACCCCGUGCACGAGGAGCGAUAUGUGUCCCUUCUACAAUACCGAGAAGUGGGGAGAUAUGCAUCUAACUAAAGACCAGCUUCAGCCUACGACUAAGUGGACAGAAGGCAAUGAGCUUCCCGAGCAUAUCUAAACCAACCUAUGCGUGUAGCCGAAAACAAAAAGGGAUAGGGUGGGAAUGAGCCCUCACGCACAUGCCGAGGUGGUUUUUUUUUUCUGUUAGACGUUAAAUUUUAACAAAGCAGACAGGAGAGGUGGCAUCUGUUCUAGUGAGGGACAGGGAGAUAAGAUGAUGUUUAGGGUGAUUUUAAGGAUUCUCAUUUUUUUUAUUAAAAAAAAAAGGACAUGAUGCACUCCCUCCUUUACCCCUUAGCCGACGGCAAUAAUAAUAAUUCGGAUAACAGGGGCGGAUAUCACUUGGAGAUCGAAGGAUAGCUUCGGCUACGACUAGGGUUAAGGCUUUGGCGGCAACGUCAUUGCCACCCACCUACCUUUCUAACAAGUAUUCGUUCGCAGCGUUACAUUUAUUACACGUUAGCAAUAAUUGAACACACUCAUUUGAUUUUUA
This is a messenger RNA of Daldinia caldariorum, 2489 nucleotides long. RefSeq lists its product as uncharacterized. The record is from RefSeq and is a predicted model, not a curated record. Gene Ontology annotation, molecular function: metal ion binding. NCBI's taxonomy places the organism in Eukaryota, Fungi, Ascomycota, Sordariomycetes, Xylariales, Hypoxylaceae. Bases 423 to 2054 code for a protein of 543 amino acids. The transcript is spliced from 5 exons.